Xyrichtys novacula (pearly razorfish) is the source of this 426-nucleotide messenger RNA. Lineage: Eukaryota; Metazoa; Chordata; Actinopteri; Labriformes; Labridae. The record is from the annotation of a GenBank genome assembly.
AUGAUACUCUGGGACGGAAGGGGGGGAGAGGGGGCCGGGAGGUGCGAGGACGGAAAUGGAGAGAUGGUCGGAGAGAUCCAUGGAGGAGUGCAUCGCCUGGAAGACAAAGAGCUGAACCUCAGAGAAACCAGAGAGGGAGAGCCAAGCCUCAUAGCUGUGAGAGGGAUGGAUGAAAGGAGAGGAGACAAGGCCUUCGCACCUGCUCUGUAUAGAACACAGGGUUCUGCUAUCACAUGUGUGCUGGCUGCAGGCCCAUCAACCUGGUCUGAGCUGGCUUUACCUCCCAACACCUCGCUGCCAAGUCCUCUUCCUGCUACUGCUGCUGCUCCACACCAGCAUCCUCUCCCCUGCUGCUCUGCACUUACAAACCAACUAUCAAACUUAACCUGUGAGGCCUCAGGCUGGAGCACAAAGGCACAAUUCUAG